CCGACAAUUCCGACUCCGGCGAUGUUUGUGCGUACCUGGCACGACUACGGUCCCACUGUCGCGCUCGUCGUCUCUGUCGUCGCGUGAGAAGGUUCCGCGGACCAGGACAUUACCGCACGGUGCGAUAGCGUCCCGACAAUAACGAGCGUGCCCGUCCGAUCUCAGCGCGACAUGUCAAGUCAAAUAUGUCUAAAGUGGAACAGUUUUCUCAGCAAUAUCGCCACCAGCUUCGAGAGCCUGUGGGAGGAAGAGGGCCUGGUGGACGUGACUCUCACGAGUGACGGACAGUGCCUCACCGCGCACAAGGUGAUACUUUCGGCCAGCAGUCCCUUCUUCAAGAAGGUCUUCCAGACAAAUCCAUGCCAACAUCCGGUAAUAAUACUUCAGGAUGUACACUUUAGCGAAUUGGAGGCAUUAUUAAUAUUUAUAUAUAAAGGAGAGGUAAAUAUUGAGCAAAAGAAUUUACCAGCACUCUUAAAAGCAGCAGAGACAUUACAAAUUCGAGGCUUGUCUGGUGGAGAUAUUUUUGCAAAGGAGUCUUACAAACGAUUAGCUGAACUAGAACAAGCUGUGGCUGAAGAAGUGCCGCUGAAUAAGGAAGAGGCACCUAAAAAGAAACAGAAAGUUAGCAGCAAACAACAAAAUAAUUCUAUCUUGGAAAAAGCACUAACACCUAAAAUAUUGCAAUCGGAAAAUACAAAUGAAUCCGCUGCCAGCGAUCAAAGUGGGAAAGAUGGAGAGUACAUGUUACCAGAAACGUUACCUAAUCCAGUAUAUCAUCGAUUGGAGAUGAAAAUAGAACCAUUGGAAGUGACGGUAGACGAUCUCCAGAAACAAUCUCCGUUAGAUAAGGAUCCAGCAGAAAGGCUAGAUACAGGACAAGCAGAUGGGAAUCAAGGAUCGUCGAAGCCGAUUGUGACAGUAAUAGCCGAAGCUCGUCAUACUUCCCCAGAUCCAGAAGCAUACAGGAGAGAUUCCUUCGCAGAACGGAGUACGUUGUGGAAUGUCUCGAAAAUAUUGGAGGAUCCAUUAUCUGAUUUACCGAAUUAUUCUCGUGCUGAACAAUCAUUAGAUCAACCGGAAUCCUCGAAUUUUCUGGGACACAAUUCUGGAGUUUUGCAACCCAGUUUUCCCACGUUUGUCGAAUCCUACAAUACAGAUACAUCAGAAGAGACUUUAAAAGGGCCAGCAUAUCCACCAUUUCCUUGUCCUUUUUGUGAUAGGGCAUAUACGAGUUGGGGCUUUCGUAGAAGGCACAUAAAAGCUGUGCACACUAUUUCUCCAUCUCUUAAUUGCAAAUGGUGUUUACAAAUUCUCCCUACGCAUGCAGCUUGGAGACGACAUGUGAUAUCAGCGCAUAAUUUAUCAGCCAGUGACGCACAUAAUGGUCUCUUAAUUUUGGAAGAAGCACAUAUGGUCCUGCAAAUAGUGCGUCCUACCAAAUUGGAUACAUUGGUUAACAUUAUUAAGCAAAGUUCACAACAAAAUUGUGGUCAUGAUAACACUCAGCCUGAUAAAGAUUAGGUAAUAAUUAUAACAGUUUAAAUUUUUGUAUAUCAAGAAAUUAUCUGUAUUCCUAAUCUUUUAAUAAAAUUCAUAUUGUUGAUGAUACCAUCGUGUUCGA
This is a messenger RNA of Acromyrmex echinatior (Panamanian leafcutter ant), 1624 nucleotides long. RefSeq lists its product as uncharacterized. Gene Ontology annotation, biological process: regulation of transcription by RNA polymerase II. Gene Ontology annotation, cellular component: nucleus. NCBI's taxonomy places the organism in Eukaryota, Metazoa, Arthropoda, Insecta, Hymenoptera, Formicidae. Gene Ontology annotation, molecular function: DNA binding; protein binding. The record is from RefSeq and is a predicted model, not a curated record.